AACUUUGGAUAUCCGACGCCCUGAAAGAGGAUGAAACUGCUGGGACUAUCGUCCAUUAUUUUAGCAGUAAGCGUACACUAUGCAUCCUGCUGUUGCCGACCAACACCCCCCAAGCGCCCACCGGAUCCAUGGUGCCCAAGUAUAAACCCCUAUCAGUAUGCAGACAGAGGAAAGGCGACUGCAACUGUGCACUGGCAGCUUCCAGUGACAGGCGAAUGUUACAGGGUGACCUUGGUGGGUGGUUACCCACCUGGUUCUCCUUUCUCUGAGGGGAGUCAUUGCAUACGGUACAGAACCUCCAACCCUUGCACUGGCCUGUGGUCAGACUGCGCCAGGUGUUUUACGGUGAACGUUCGCAGGUGCUCCAUACUGCCUCCUCCAAACAACGGAAAGGUGAAUUGUCUUCAGGGGAGAAAGUUUGGAGACACAUGCAGCUACUCCUGUGACAAAGGCUAUAAUCUUGUUGGAUCAGCACAGACUACUUGCGAGGUCAACGGAUGGUCGACAGCGGCUCCGACCUGCAAAGUAAACUCUUGCAGUACUUUGGUUCUUCCAAAGAAUGCAGUCAAGUUUGAGUGUGAUAAUAACUGGCUUUAUGGGAGCGUGUGCCAGUUGACAUGUGAUCGAGACAAGGGAUACGCUUCAACAAAAGCGAGAUAUGCUAAAUGUGGUGAACAAGGCUGGUCCACAACUGAUUUUCAGUGCACAGAUGUGGAGCCCCCGGUUUUCCAUAAUUGCCCAUCACAGAAGAUACAUAAGACUUCUGACCCUGCUAGUAAACUUACAAGUGUGAUAUGGCCGAAAAUAUCUGUGUCGGACAACUCAGGUCAACAACCUACCAUGACACCAACGUCUCCAUACACUGUGACCAGUAUCGGCGGCAGUUUCCCAGAGGGAACACACAUAGUGCGGUUUGAUGCUGAGGAUGCAGCUGGAAACAAGGCAACCCAAUGUAUCUUCAUCGUUGAAGUUGAACGAGUUGAGUGUGACCCUCCGACAAUAAAUGGAGAAUACAUUGACACCCCCAGCUGUCUUCCUCCCUUUGAUGUUGGCAAACAAUGUCGAGUGGAGUGUGCUCUGGCACUCCCCCUGAAAGGGAAGAGAUACAUAACCUGCAGCACCGACACCGGAAGUAAUCCUGCAUCUACGUUCUGGGACUGGGGACAGAAUGACUCCCCACCUUUGAAACAACCAUAUUGCCAAGUUGACAUGUGUACGAACCUUACCGCACCAAAGAACGGCGCUAUUUCCUGUGGGUUCUGGACUGGACAGCGGCUCUGCAACGUCCACUGUAACAAACAGUACGACAUUCCAGAAUAUACCGAUUAUGAAUUCAAGUGUUAUGGUGACUCUAACAAUGAUCCAACAUGGCAUCCAGGUGUCUACCGUCUACCGCAUGAAUGUACACAGUUCUUUGACUUGCCAUGGAACAAACGCCGUCUGCCAGUAUACCUAACCUACGACGGACCUUGCAACAGUGCCAUUGAUGACAUUAAAAAGGGCUUCAUUAACCAAGCCAAAAAUGUUACAAGUCGCAUAUGUUCUGGAACAGCAGCAUCGCACUGCAACGUGAACAACGUACAGGUGUAUUGUGGCGGAACAAGGAAAAAACGAUCACUUCCAGCAGGUGUCCGGCGUUCACGACGAUCAACAUCAAACUACAUCAUCUUUGACAUCGACGUUGAAAUAGUGGAUACAUCGGGUCUAUCCAAAGAUGAGCAAGUCACCAAAUGCAGAAGCACCCUCGAUAAUCUCUUCCAAGAAUUGCACAAAGACUCUGCAUUUACGGCAAACGGCAUACGGAUAUCACCUUCAGGACUUACCAAGAUGCCAGAAAAGAGCCUUUGUCAGAAUGGAUUCGUGAAAAGCAGGACCUCUGGAUCAAAGUGUGUUCCAUGUCCAAAAGGAAUGUAUUAUCGGGAGGAAAAGUGUGAGUUAUGUCCCCUUGGCCACUAUCAGGACAUCACAGGAUCAACUGAGUGCAAGAAGUGUCCGGCGGGCUAUACCACUCUCCAAAAGGGCAGCUUCAUCGCAAGUCAAUGUAAAGAAAUGUGCAAGCCAGGAUAUCUGUCUUCCAAUGGUUUGAGUCCAUGUUCACCUUGUCGUCGAGGACGUUAUCAACCUGAACAAGGACAGACGCUGUGUAUACGAUGUCCCACUGGAUUCACCACAGAGACAGUUGCCUCCUCCUCUAAAUCACAUUGCGUUUCUUACGAUAUCAGUAUGGAGGGCCCUGUCAAUGUCAACAUGUCACCAGGCUGCAGAUCUGAACUUAGAGAGUUUACCCUUGGUAUGUGGGUCAAAGUCGACUCGAAGGGCAAUCGUAUUCAAUUUGAGAUGUUCCUGGAAGACACUGUUUCCGUCUCCGUGUCACUCUCAUCUGACAUUGCAGUAACAGCCGGAAGCAAGCAUAUAGUCAAGAAGAAUGUUCUGUUAAACACUUGGGUACACGUGGCCAUUGUUUGGACAACAGAAAAUGUAACAAUCUUCAAAAGUGGGCAUCAGAUUCACCAUCAACCCUUUUCCUCGUCAGUUUCUACAAUCCCUACCAACACAAGGAUGAGAAUAUCAGUCCAAGACAAAGUCACUGUUCAACUGAAGAGUUUAAUGUUGGUGUCUUCAACUGAUACCGCCACAGUUGCAACCCUAGCUGGAACGUGCGAGGCAAUGUUGCCAAACGCUAUAUUUUCGGUGGAAAACCUCAACAUGACAUAUCUCGACCGGGUUCUGGAGGUCAUUCCAUCCUCAUGCCAGGAACUUGACCCAUGUGAGGGAUUCUGUGGCACAUUUGGACGGUGUUCUUUGAACGCGUCCAUGGCGCCACAGUGUCACUGCAGUGGAGGCUACUCUGACCCUCGGUGCCUGACCCCGCCAGACAGGUGUGCAGACAACGACUGUGCAGAGGGCUCAACGUGUGUGGCAGGACUGGGAGAAGGAGCUGAGUACACUUGCGCUUGUCCACCGGGGUUUACUGGAAUGUUGUGUGAUAAUGAACAACCUGAUGGUGAAUGGGGCAUGUGGGGUGAUUGGGGGGCGUGUUCCGUGACGUGUGGACGUGGCUACAAAACACGACAUCGUUCCUGCGACAGCCUACAAGACGGAAGCAAACCUUGUGUUGGCAACUACAGAAACACAGCAGUUUGUAAUGCCGAGCCAUGUCGAGUCUGCCACAAAGAGUAUCUUCUAUACAGCCGGGACAUUACCGACGUGACAUGCACCACAGACAGUGAUGGUGUAUUGCGAUGUCACAGUAAAUGCCGGCUUGGUCUGGUACCGUUCCAGUCUGACAUGAAGUAUUCUUGCAAAGAAAGAGAAUGGACGCCUAGUCGUGUUGUGCAGUCAUGUUCAGAAUGUGCAUCUCCCGCCACAGUCCAGUUGAAAUAUAUCGUUGUCCACAUACAACGAAUACCCUCUCUGAAGGAAUCACUCUCUGGGAUCGCGGAGAGCUUUGCAUGUGUGAAAAGUGGUGUAUGUAGCUGGCAUGUUGCUGUCAUGGAUUGUGACGACGAUACCACCGUGUGUACAGAUAAUUCCGGUGUUCAGCUGGGUGUUCUGACUCUCGACAUUCCCAUUGUACCCGGUGUUGUUGACGUCUCUCCAAUUCAGACUAAUCCAGAACUUGCUCCCAUCACUGACACUCUGCUGUCUUCCAAUGGAGGAUACAUACACGAAAGUAACGAACUUCACAGUCCAGCCCACCGUGACCUUGAAAUAACAAUGCAUCAAGGUCACAUGAUGGUGCAGCCAUACGGGCACAAGGAGAGCGGGAUAGCAGUUACUGGGGGACUUGAGGCAAUCACUGCUGCUUGGAACACCUUGGACAAAGCAAACUGGGAAGUAAGGUCUGUGGGGUACAGAAACUUCACAGUCGGAGACAAUGAACCCUACCUGAUGGUGGAACAAAAUGUCACCUGUGCUGCUGGCCGUGUUCCUGGGGGAUUAUUCUGCUUGAAAUGUCCUCUUGGAACCUUCUACUCUGACGGCAUGUGCGAGGCAUGUCCCGUUGGCUUCUACCAAGACCGCUCCGGACAGUUGGACUGUACAUCCUGCCCUGGGUUCGCCACAACGCCCGACAUCGGGAUUCCAUACCACACCAUGUGUCUUGAUCCCGAAGCUCCUGGCCAGUACCUGCUGGUGGCCAACGGUCAAAAUAAGCUGACCAAGACUCACCUGACCUUCAAAAAUCAGAGUAUUAUUGAUCUCUCCAACAUCAACGGUAGCGUAACUCAUCACGUCUACAGUGCCACGGACAACUACAUCUAUUACAGCACGCAAUCUCCAGCCUCCAUUGGAAGAAUCCGAUGGAAUGGAAACUGGCAACUUACGAUCAUAAAUCUAAAAGGGGAAGAGGUGACAGGAUUGGCUGUGGACGAGAGGUCAGGACUUGUGUUCUAUACCCUGCGCACUGGCUCCCUCAGGACCGUGACCUCUGAUCGCUACACCAAAGAUGACAUAGUGAUUCUCGAUGGACUCAAUAAUCCCCGUGAUCUUGUCCUACAUCAGGAAAAAUUCAUGAUGUACUGGGCCGAAGGACAUACAAUCCAGCAGUACCGUUAUGGCAAUGACUCAAGAACUUUACUAAAGAACACUGGACAAGACGUCCUUGGUCUCAGGCUCAACCCAGAAGUUGAUAGAGUGAUGUGGUACAGCAAUGGACAACUCAUUAGCUGCGACACCGACGGCGAUGACGUCACACCUCUAGUUGAAAACGCAAGUCCGCUCUUUGGCCUUGUGAACGACUACUACUUCUAUGCCAAUGCAACAGGACUGUACAGAGUCAAUGCUGAUGGUGUCACACGCGCACAAGUGAUGUUGCUUACUUCAUUCCCAACCAGCGUCUCGGUCAUCUCCACCAGCCAACAGGACUGGGGGCCUCUGAAAUGUUCUGGCAGUCUUCCUGAAGGCCAGGCCUGCUGGCAGAUUGAUCGUUUCGAGACCAAGCUUUUGGGAACUGAGGUGCCCUAUUGCGACGAAGAGUAGCUAUGAAACCUUGUUCAAUGUCCGCACAGAUUUAACGGUAAAUUGGUACAAAAAGAGAAUAUGGAUUAUUUUUGUUUUUCUAAGAUGUAAAAAAGAUCGUUCAUAUGCACCGGCAAUCCUUAUAUUGUACAUAAAAUUCUCAAUAUAACAAGCCUAUCCAUGAAUGAAAGGAAUAAUAAAGGAAAUGAAGACAGUUACAAACAUUGUUUACUACUUGCAGAAAUAUUGAUGACGCUUUACAUCGGUGUAAGUAACGCGUACUUGUUGCCUUAAAUCUGUGCGGACUUUAACAUCCUUCGAAACUGGACAUGGAAUUAUCUUUUCAUCCUCAAGAUUCGUAUGUGGUUAAGACCUGUGAAAUGAAAUGUACGACCUAAAUAAUCUAUGUGCUGUUUAUGUUAUUAUGUAUGUUAAAAUUGAACUUCACUUGUUCAAUGUAAUUAUCAGCCCACAUUAUUUAAUAAUUACUUUUCGCAUAAUACUUUCAGUUUCGCUACACGAACUUAGUUUGUCUUUUGCCUCCAUGGUUCUGUCCAGGUUUCUUAAACAGAUGAACAAUCAUGAUGUUUAUAAUCUUAUUAAAACAUGAAUAAAUAAAUGCAUACAAUCUU
Haliotis rubra (blacklip abalone) is the source of this 5591-nucleotide messenger RNA. RefSeq lists its product as uncharacterized. Bases 31 to 4980 code for a protein of 1649 amino acids. Gene Ontology annotation, cellular component: cell surface. Gene Ontology annotation, biological process: signal transduction. The record is from RefSeq and is a predicted model, not a curated record. The transcript is spliced from 29 exons. NCBI's taxonomy places the organism in Eukaryota, Metazoa, Mollusca, Gastropoda, Lepetellida, Haliotidae.